Messenger RNA from Zygosaccharomyces rouxii, 816 nucleotides. Its product is annotated as LisH domain-containing protein. The transcript has a single exon. Bases 1 to 816 code for a protein of 271 amino acids. Gene Ontology annotation, cellular component: nucleus. The record is from RefSeq and is a predicted model, not a curated record. Lineage: Eukaryota; Fungi; Ascomycota; Saccharomycetes; Saccharomycetales; Saccharomycetaceae. Gene Ontology annotation, molecular function: protein binding.
AUGAAGGAGUCCCAAGGUUCCAAGCAGAGAUUAAACGCCUAUAUCUAUGAUUUUCUGGUGAAAUCAGCAUUACACGGUAGUGCUGGGACUUUUUUCGAAGAAGCUGGAUUACGGGAGGACAGUGAUAAUGGUAACAGUAAUAGUAGUGUCAAGAGAGGCGUCGUUGUGGUAGAUUCUCCGCAGGGUUAUUUGUAUGAGUGGUGGAAGAUCUUUUGGGAUCUAUGUACCGUCAGAUCCAAAAGAGGCGGUGGUGGAACUACUGGGUUGCCUGCAAUGCAGGCAUAUUACAAAUUAUGGAGCGAGAAAAAUGCACAGGAGAAUGCUCUGAUGACACAGGAAAUUAACGCUGCUUCGUUACAGCAGACAUCUGAAGAUGCCGGUGAGUACAGGAACGAAGAAGUCGAUGCUUCUAGGUUGUCGUUGGUAGUUAGCAGUGUGCCCCUACAGCCAAGUCUCCGAAAAGUACCUCCGGUAUCAUCGAAGCGAGUAGAAAAACAGAAGCAUUACAAGAAAAGAGUUCUUAGGGAAGAGCGUCAAUACGAACAAAAUCUGUUUAUGCGCCGUAGUAAUGUCAGCACAGAUAGGACUGCUCAUGUGAAUACAGUUCCUCAUCAUGCUGGUACUCGUGCUUCUUUACCAUCGCAAGAACUCCCAGCAUUUGAUCUACAGAGUUUUGAAUAUGAUCCAGAUUUUCUACUUUUCACAUCUCCUGAGACAGCACCACUGCCUGUAGAUUUCCCACCGACUCAUGGUGAAGAUACUUCUUUUCUAGAUAAUAGUAGCGAGAGAUCGUUCAAUUUUUUAAAUGGUAUGUAA